Molecule: messenger RNA, 393 nt
Organism: Oppiella nova
Lineage: Eukaryota; Metazoa; Arthropoda; Arachnida; Sarcoptiformes; Oppiidae
Source: the annotation of a GenBank genome assembly
CUCAUCUCGCACUACACGAUAUGGUCGUCGGGUCUCUACUGUUGCCUAUCAUCGGAGGUGUGCCGUCGACCGCAAGACAUCAUCAAACUCUAUGCACAACAAAGUAAUUUCAAACUGAGCAGGCACGUCCGGUCCAUUUCCAUUGAACGUCAGCGUAACGCCAUUAACCGGGGACAGGGGUCGGCGGGUGAGGUGCGGGCCUCCACGCCCACCAAUAUUAAGAUUAAGGAGUGGUUUACGACAAUCAAUCACAAGUGGACUAAAAUCAAGAAACAGACCCAACAGACCAUACUUAGACACCAGCCCCUCAUCACCGACACCAGUGAUUAUGCAGAUAAGAAAUGGCUGCAAAAAUGCUUUGCAGUGAUGUGCCAUUUAGGGCGUGUAAACUAA